CCAUAUAAAUCAACUCUGUCUUUGACAUUCCCAUUCUCUGUUUUCUGUCUCUCCUCGUUUUUUCUCCACACUCGAGAAAAACCAAAAGAGAGACAAAACAAUAUUCUUCAUUAACAUUAAAUUAAAUCCAAUUAAUUUUAUAAAUCAAAUUUUAUAAACCAAAGUUUUUAUUUUUAUUUUUGGGAUUUGAAGAAAAAUGGCUCAGGGAAAGCUUGAAGUCCUCCUCGUCUCUGCCAAAGGCCUUGACAACUCUGAUUUCCUCUCUAGCAUGGAUCCAUAUGUCAUUCUUACUUGCCGCACUCAAGAACAGAAGAGUAGCAUUGCAAAAGCAGAUGAAGGGUCAGCCCCGGAAUGGAACGAGACAUUUUUGUUUACUGUCACAGGACAUGUUCCUGAACUCCAUCUCAAACUUAUGGACAAGGAUACCUUUACUGCUGAUGAUUUUGUUGGCGAGGCUAACAUUCCUCUGAGUGUAGUCUUUGAGGAAGGAAGUCUUCCACCUACAUCUUACAAUGUAGUCAAAGAUGGAGAAUUCAAGGGGGAAAUCAAAGUCGGACUUACUUUCACUCCCGAGGCAUACCAUAGCCGUGGUCUUCCAGAGGAGGAAUUCGGAUGGAAAGAAUCAUCAUACAACUAAAUGAGAGAGUUCUAGCUACUGCAGGUGGUGGUGCAAUUUACUUGUUUCUUUGGCAUUUCAGCAAUCAGAAGACCUCAGACUUACUUUUCUUUACUGCUAGGACAGUUCUUUUUGUCAUAAUUUUAGAUUUCUCUGUUUGUUUCAAUUUUGAAGUACUUCACCAAUCACCUGAGUAACUGAGUUUGUUUAUAAAUUAUGACUGGGAAAAAGUUUUAAUGGAACACAUUUCUUCAAUAUUCAAGAUUGUUGGUUAAUAUAAUCUACCUUUUACUUGGUUUCAA
This is a messenger RNA of Chenopodium quinoa (quinoa), 918 nucleotides long. Its product is annotated as elicitor-responsive protein 3-like. The record is from RefSeq and is a predicted model, not a curated record. The transcript has 5 exons. The coding region runs from base 197 to 637 and encodes 146 amino acids. Lineage: Eukaryota; Viridiplantae; Streptophyta; Magnoliopsida; Caryophyllales; Amaranthaceae.